Molecule: messenger RNA, 875 nt
Organism: Chara braunii
Lineage: Eukaryota; Viridiplantae; Streptophyta; Charophyceae; Charales; Characeae
Source: the annotation of a GenBank genome assembly
GAGACUGAAGAAGGAAGAAGAGGAGCGCAAACAAAAGGAGGAGGAGGAGGAAGCGCGACGUAUGCAGGAAGAGGAAGAAGCCAAAGAGAGGAAGAAUAAGAAGCGGGCAGCGAAACUACAACGUAAAGCGGAGCGGAUUGCCGAGAUGGACAAACGAUUGGAAUUGAAGUUGGCACUAAGAACCGACGACUUCUUCGAGAAGAUCGAAGCUAAUCUAGGGCCUGUCAUUGAAUUGGCUCGUCAAGUCCAAGGGAAGAACAAAGGUAUAAGCCAACCAGCUUCGGCGUCGGGAUCCGGCAGUGAUAGUGGUGACAGUGCUACUGAAGACAUACGACGACAGACAAGGAACCAGACGAUCAGGGACAAGCGUAAGAGGGGACCCGAGCCGGUUUUUGAGGGCAAUCCACCUAUGAUUACGCCAACAAAGAGGACACCACAGACAGUGAGGGGGAAGCGGGUGACAACAACGUGCCGAGUGAAGCCGAAGUCGCAACUGACAACCAAGCUGUCUCCAUACAUGGACAAACGGAAGGGGAGUCCAGGGAGUACGAUUGCGAAGCUGAAAUUUCGAAACAAAGUGAUAGACGAGAUUCGAGGCUUGGAUGCUCAAGAGCUGCAAGCAAUCUGCAAGGCGGAAGGCGUACCGUAUCACGGGAAAAUUGAAUCGAUCUUCGACAUCGCUAGCUAUCGGACACGUGUCGAAUUUGGCGAGAUUCAAACCGAAGAGGCAUCUAAUCUCGUGGAGAUCGAGGAUGAAGUGUCCACAACUUUGGAGGACAAUGAACCUGAAAGCAAGGCUUGAGGAGGUUACGGAACUGGCGAGAUCUGACGCAUGGUACGAGCUUUAACUGACUACCAAAGUUCUAUUAAGCGAG